AUGGGCUUUUUCGACCACCUUCAGAAAGGAGGGGCCGGGGCCUUCUCUUUACAGCCAAAGAAGGCGCAAAUUCGCAAGGUCGUACAGACUCGACCUGCAGCUCCUACACGCUCGGUUACACAACCAUCGGAAAGUCGAUCACCUCGAGUCCAGUCGACCGAGCGGAACCGGAAGGCGCAGGCCCCAAAAUCUCGAUCGGUCUCAAGUGACCUGGACACACGCUCGGCAAAACGACUGAGUACGCCCUCGCGCAUUCGGAAAAGACCAACACCCGAACAACGACUCUCGAGCGACGAUGACGCAAGCGACAGCGAGGCUUCCUUUGAAGUGCAUAAGCGUGCAAGGACCAGCGCGAGCGCCGAACCCGACCCGGAGCGGCGUCUCCGCUCGGUGAAAGCAUUUUCGGAAGAAGGAUCUCGCCCGUUUAAAAUGAUACAUGCCGCGGAUAUAACGUCGGGAAAAAAGGCCGGCAAGUUCAAGCCCGCUUUUGGCGCCGAGGGCAAGCCCAAAGAGAUUCUCCUGCAAUACCCCAGUGCUUCGCAGCAGGAGAGAUAUGACUCCGUGGUUCCCCGAGAAAAUGACGAAUUCCGACCUAUCGACGACAUUGUUCAGGUCAUCGAAACGGUCGCCGAUAAUUACAUUCCCAGCGAGGAGGCGGAUCUGUUCAACGACGAGACGACCGGGAUCAAGCGUCGAUUGCGCCGGGCUCUGGCUGUAACAUCCGAACCCCAGUUUCGGGAAGCUGUCGAUGAUUACAACAAGGCUAUUCAGCGGUUAAGGACAAACGGCAGCCUUGCGAAACACUUGGAUGCAAAACAAAGCAUUGGUUUACCUUGGGUGGAAAGAAUUCUCACACAAAUCUACUCGCGCACGGUAUCCCCUCAUGUGGAGUCCCUCCGGCAAUACGAGAAUGGCACGGACAAUGUCUACGGAGAACUUCUCCCUCGCUUUAUCAGCACAAUUUUCAAAGAAACCAAGCUCAAAUCUGGUCAGGUCUUUGUCGAUCUUGGCUCGGGCGUAGGUAAUGUCGUUCUUCAAGCGGCACUUGAGGUUGGCUGUGAGAGUUGGGGUUGCGAGAUGAUGACAAACGCAUGUGAUUUGGCAGAUAUGCAGCAAUCAGAGUUCAAAGCCCGAUGCAGGCUAUGGGGCAUUGCACCAGGCAAAACUCAUCUUGUCCGAGGUGACUUCCUCGAGCAGGAGAGUAUCACCAGCGUCUUGAAGCGGGCUGAUGUGGUGCUCAUCAACAAUCAAGCUUUCACCCCCCAACUGAACAAUGAGCUGAUCAACCACUUUCUGGAUAUGAAAGAAGGCUGCAAAAUUGUCUCACUUAAGUCUUUUGUUCCCGCUGGUCACAAAAUCCAAUCUCGCAACCUGAAUUCUCCGAUCAAUCUCCUCAAGGUCCAGCAAAAGGAAUACUGGUCAAACAACGUGAGCUGGACUGACGUUGGCGGUACAUAUUUCAUUGCCACUAAAGACAGCUCUCGGCUAAAAGCCUUCAUUGAUAGUACGCUAUAG
Penicillium coprophilum is the source of this 1515-nucleotide messenger RNA. RefSeq names its product histone methyltransferase DOT1 (gene dot1). The record is from RefSeq and is a predicted model, not a curated record. The transcript has 2 exons. Bases 1 to 1515 code for a protein of 504 amino acids. Gene Ontology annotation, biological process: subtelomeric heterochromatin formation; DNA repair; DNA damage checkpoint signaling. NCBI's taxonomy places the organism in Eukaryota, Fungi, Ascomycota, Eurotiomycetes, Eurotiales, Aspergillaceae. Gene Ontology annotation, molecular function: histone binding; histone H3K79 methyltransferase activity. Gene Ontology annotation, cellular component: nucleosome; nucleus.